AUGAUAUAUAACAUUCGGCAAGAUAAUUUAACGAAUGAACAAAUACUAGAACAAGUAGAUUGGAAACCUAUAGGUGAUAUAUAUAAAAAGCGUAUCUUGACUUUAAUGCAUGAUGUAUAUUAUAUGAAUGUUCCACAGGAUUUGCAAAACCUAUUCACACGGACUGCGAGAGUAGGAAGACGAAAACAGAAUUUUAAUAUGAUUAGGUGUAAAACCGAAAAAGGAAGGACAUCUUUACGGUACAGAGGUCCUAUAGCAUGGAACCAACUUGAUAAUGACACCAAGGCGAUAGUUAAUAAAAUCGCAUUUAAAACUAAAAUUAGGAAUAGUCCAAACUUAGAUAGUAUAAAUUUUCUUAAAGAAGCAGCUGUAAAUAACAACAAGAAUACUAAAGACUUCAAAUAUUUCUAA
Paramuricea clavata is the source of this 411-nucleotide messenger RNA. NCBI's taxonomy places the organism in Eukaryota, Metazoa, Cnidaria, Anthozoa, Malacalcyonacea, Plexauridae. The record is from the annotation of a GenBank genome assembly.